AUGGGACGGUUAAUGGGAUUCCUUGACGGCCAGUGGUGGCGCCUUCUAUUAGUGUGUCUGCUGAUUCUCGCCUCCGUAUCGCCGUACACUAUACCCAGUCUCGAGAUGCUCAGCGCCGAGGGCACAGGGGGCGGCAAGGCUCCCGGGCAGCUGGGCGAGAUAAACCGCGAGUGCUGGGACGCUUCGUCACUGGCAGUAAUACAAGCGCGUAAACUGCGCGUCGCAGAAACAGUGGCCGGACUCUGGGAUUUCAUGACGUACUUGAGCGGGUCUAAUCAACCCAAACAUCAAGACAUGUUUAUGGAGUUGGCGCAGGUCUUUUGGGAGAAGUACGUGGACUGUGUUCUGGCACGCGCGCACGGACUGGGUAGAAGGGCCAGUGCGUCCAGGCAAGAAAUCAUCAAAGUGUUAACUUAUCAUUCAGAAGGGAUGAAGAUCUAG
Puntigrus tetrazona (Sumatra barb) is the source of this 441-nucleotide messenger RNA. Its product is annotated as protein FAM237A-like. The transcript has a single exon. NCBI's taxonomy places the organism in Eukaryota, Metazoa, Chordata, Actinopteri, Cypriniformes, Cyprinidae. The record is from RefSeq and is a predicted model, not a curated record. Bases 1 to 441 code for a protein of 146 amino acids.